AUGGAGGCCCUAUUCUUCAACGUUGACACUGGAUUUCUGGAGGGGAUUAUUCGCGGCUACAAGGCCGGUAUCCUCAACCAGGGGCACUACUCCAACCUCACUCAGUGCGAUACACUUGAAGAUUUCCGGACACAACUAUCGGCGACGGACUAUGGCAACUUCCUCGCCAACGAACCCCUCCCCAUCUCGACCUCAACCAUUGCAGAGAAGGCCACCCAGAUUCUCGUCGACCAAUUUAACUUCAUUAGGACCAAUGCCGUCGAGCCUCUGAGCAAGUUCCUGGACUACAUUACAUAUGGGUACAUGAUUGACAACGUCAUCCUGCUUAUCACCGGAACGCUGCAUGAGAGGGACACACAUGAACUUCUGGAACGGUGUCAUCCACUUGGUUGGUUCGAGACUAUGCCCGCGCUCUGCGUCGCCACGAACGUUGAGGAGCUCUACCAGACCGUUCUUGUUGAGACGCCAUUAGCGGAGUACUUCCGUGACUGCAUCUCCGCCGCUGACCUCGAUGACCUCAACAUCGAAAUCAUCCGCAACACGCUCUACAAGGCUUACCUCGAGGACUUCUACUCCUUCUGCAAGUCUAUUGAUGGGCCUACGGCGGAUGUCAUGACUCGUGUUCUCUCCUUCGAGGCCGACAGACGGACUAUCAACAUCACCAUCAACUCCUUCGGCACUGAGCUCACCAAAGAACAACGCGCCCGUCUCUUCCCCACCAUCGGUCGCCUAUUCCCCGAGGGCAACAACUCCCUCGCCAAAGCAGACGACAUCGACCAAGUCCGCUCCGUAGCCGAAGCCAUCCCGGAAUACCGCACGUUCUUCGACGGAGCGUCCUCGUCGUCCAACGGCGGUGCCAACGGAGACGUGGACGGAGACCUGGGACUGGCGUCACAAUUGGAAGACAAGUUCUUCGUGGCGGAGGUGCACCUGAACAAGCUCGCGUUCCUGCAGCAGUUCCAGUAUGGCGUGUUCUAUGCGUACUUCAAGUUGAAGGAGCAGGAGAUCAGGAAUCUGACGUGGAUUGCGGAGUGUAUUGCGCAGGAUGCGAAGGACAGAGUUCAGGACUUUAUACCUAUCUUUUAGUAACCGCUCUCCCUCACGUUCUGGCCUGGUUGACAUUCUAUCUUCUCUGAACUUAGGCAUGCGCUUUAAUGAUGAGCGGUCGUUCGGUCUGCUUCAAUAGUGUGCACAAGAGAAAUUUGCAUGUUGGACAACCAUACAAG
Molecule: messenger RNA, 1226 nt
Organism: Stereum hirsutum FP-91666 SS1
Lineage: Eukaryota; Fungi; Basidiomycota; Agaricomycetes; Russulales; Stereaceae
Product: ATPase V0 complex subunit D
Exons: 5
Coding region: 1-1086 (361 amino acids)
Biological process (GO): vacuolar acidification; proton transmembrane transport; vacuolar transport
Cellular component (GO): fungal-type vacuole membrane; vacuolar proton-transporting V-type ATPase complex; proton-transporting V-type ATPase, V0 domain
Molecular function (GO): proton-transporting ATPase activity, rotational mechanism
Source: RefSeq, a predicted model, not a curated record